ACAACAUACGCUCUCCUGGUGGAAGAGGCUUAUGAUCAAUUUGUCCACGCUGUUACAGCAGCAGUUUCACAAUCCGCAACUCCUACAAUCAGAAUGGAGCACCAGUGUUAUCAAGUAAAUUCCAGUGUUUCUCAGCUGUUUCCUGUCGUGAGCUUCAAUUUUAAGGGUGGUGCUUCUCUAGUACUAACACCAGAGCAGUACCUUGUCCAAUCUGCUUGGGAUGUAGCUGGCAUGUGGUGCCUAGGUUUUUGGAAGAAUCCAAGACUGACAGUUUUAGGAGAUCUUGUUCUCAAAGACAGAAUCUUCGUGUACGAUCUGGUCCACCAGCAAAUUGGGUGGGCCAACUACAACUGUGCAUCGACAGCAAAUGUGUCAAUUUCUAGAGAGUACUUCGUCAAUCCAGCACAGUGGAGCUCGAGGAGUUGGUUGCCUCUAGCCAUCAACUCUGUCUUCUUGUUUGUUACUUGGUUGAGAUAGUUUAGAGUCUUAGGUCUAGUUAUCAUUGUACGAAAAACACAUUAUGU
Linum tenue is the source of this 524-nucleotide messenger RNA. The record is from the annotation of a GenBank genome assembly. NCBI's taxonomy places the organism in Eukaryota, Viridiplantae, Streptophyta, Magnoliopsida, Malpighiales, Linaceae.